AGCAGGGCCAGCCUUGAAGCCUGAGAUAAGGCCUUUGGCGGGUGUCUCCCCUAUCCCUCCCCCGAGUGGGUGUGGAGCCGAGGUGUAAUGCCCGGUGCUGGUGGAACUGACGCACAGAGACAGACACAGGAUGGGCUCUAAGUACCAAAAGUCUGUGCGGGGCCCGCUGACCCUGUGGGCCUUUAUGCUGGAGGUGACUCUCAUUCUCAUGUUCUUCUUUUUCACCUCCUAUGAAACUUCUGUAAAGGAACAGAAGAAGCUCAUGAGGACCUAUCGAGACUUCCAGGAUGUUAUCAUCAUGGCAGUCCUUGGCUUGGGUUUCCUUAACACAUCUUUGCGGAGACACUGCUGGAGCAGCGUGGCCUUCAGUCUCUUCGUGCUGGCCUUCGGGGUGCAGCUGACAGUCCUGCUGGAUGGCUUCCUGAACCAACUCUCCCUUAGGAAGAUGGUCCUCAAUAUUUCCAGUAUUCAGAUAUCCACCAUGAGCGCUACGUCUGUGCUGAUCUCAGUGGGUGUCAUCCUGGGGAGGGUCAACCUGCUGCAGCUGCUCUUGAUGACGUUGAUAGAGGUGACAGCCUUUAGUGCCACGAGGAUGGUCGGCAAGGAAGUCUUCAAUAUGGACAACCACAUAAGCAUGAUGUACAUCCACGUGUUUGCGGCCUGUUUCGGGCUGACUGUGGCCUGCUGCCUCCCGAAGCCUCUGCCUAAUGAAGCGGAGGACAAACAACAGACGGCCACGAGCCCCAGUUUGUUCGCCAUGCUGGGCACCCUCUUCUUGUGGAUGUUCUGGCCGAGUUUCAACUCCGCUCUGCUGGACAUUCCAGAUGAAAAGAAGAAGGCCUUGUUCAACACCUACUACGCCCUUGCUGUCAGCAUGGUGACAGCCAUCUCAGUGUCAGCCUUGGCGCACCCUCAAGGGAAGAUCAACAUGACUCACAUCCACAAUGCGGUGCUGGCAGGAGGUGUGGCUGUGGGCGCCCCCUGUUACCUGAUCCCUUCUCCUUGGCUUGCCAUGGUGCUGGGUCUCCUGGCUGGGCUGAUCUCCAUCUGGGGAGCCAUGUACCUGCAGGUGUGUCUUCAACGAACGCUGGACCUCCAUGACACCUACGGUGUGCAAUAUACCUUCGGCUUGCCGGGUCUACUCGGAGGGAUCACCAACAUUGUGCUGAUGGCGCUUCAGGUCAAGUGGACCAAGAUUUCCACGCUUGGCUACCAGAUACUCACUGACUCCGGGGCAUUCAGCUUCACCAUCAUUAUGGGUGUGGGAUCUGGUCUUCUGACAGGUAUGCUCUUAAACCUCAAAAUAUGGAAGUCACCUCACGUGGUUAACUAUUUCAAUGACCAAACUUUCUGGAAGUUUCCACAUUUGGCUGUUGGAUACUAAGCGAAAGCAUCCAAGAAAAACAAGGGCUGUUUGAAAACAACCUCUUUUCACUGUUGCCCAUUUUUUUGUGUGUGCGACACUCAUUACAGCAAAGUCUCAUGUCCAAUGAAACAGGUCAGAGAUAGAUUUGAUAUUAAAAAUAAAAGACUA
Delphinapterus leucas (beluga whale) is the source of this 1534-nucleotide messenger RNA. Its product is annotated as RH-like protein. Gene Ontology annotation, cellular component: plasma membrane. Gene Ontology annotation, biological process: ammonium transmembrane transport; ammonium homeostasis. Gene Ontology annotation, molecular function: ammonium channel activity. Lineage: Eukaryota; Metazoa; Chordata; Mammalia; Artiodactyla; Monodontidae. The record is from RefSeq and is a predicted model, not a curated record.